This is a messenger RNA of Cornus florida, 1089 nucleotides long. Its product is annotated as V-type proton ATPase subunit c''1. Gene Ontology annotation, biological process: proton transmembrane transport. Gene Ontology annotation, cellular component: proton-transporting V-type ATPase, V0 domain. NCBI's taxonomy places the organism in Eukaryota, Viridiplantae, Streptophyta, Magnoliopsida, Cornales, Cornaceae. The transcript is spliced from 4 exons. The coding region runs from base 87 to 635 and encodes 182 amino acids. The record is from RefSeq and is a predicted model, not a curated record. Gene Ontology annotation, molecular function: proton-transporting ATPase activity, rotational mechanism.
AUAUAUUUAUUUACCGUUCUGGAUCAUCGUAUUGAUAUCAGACCUCCCUGACAGAGAACUGAGGAGAAAGUACCAAAACUAAAUCGAUGUCGACUUCGACAAUGGUGGGAGCAUCGAGCUCGUGGUCUCGCGCAAUGGUGCAGAUCUCUCCUUACACCUUCUCUGCCGUUGGUAUCGCCAUAGCCAUCGGCGUCUCUGUUCUAGGCGCUGCUUGGGGGAUUUAUAUAACAGGAAGUAGUUUGAUUGGUGCGGCAAUCAAAGCUCCACGUAUCACUUCCAAGAAUCUCAUUAGUGUAAUCUUCUGUGAAGCCGUAGCUAUAUAUGGCGUUAUUGUGGCAAUUAUCCUGCAAACAAAAUUGGAGAGUGUUCCAUCAUCUAAGAUAUACGCGCCUGAGUCUCUUAGGGCAGGAUAUGCAAUAUUUGCCUCUGGGAUUAUUGUGGGCUUUGCAAACCUCGUCUGCGGGUUGUGUGUGGGAAUAAUUGGAAGCAGCUGUGCGUUGUCUGAUGCCCAGAACUCAUCACUUUUUGUGAAGAUUCUUGUGAUUGAAAUCUUUGGUAGUGCACUUGGGUUGUUUGGAGUGAUUGUGGGAAUAAUUAUGUCCGCCCAAGCAACAUGGCCUUCGAGAACGGCUUAAUUUACUUUUUUGUCAUGCCAGACAAUUCAAUUUGUUAUAAAAUUUUACUACUCUGGAUCCUGGAUGUUCUAUCUAUUUGUUCUGCAGUGGGAAUACAUAUCCAGUUUUUUCUCGUCCAACGUGGUUUCGGCCCGAGACUCUCUCGUUGGUAUUUUCACUUUGCUUGCUGUAGAAUGAUAUCAUCUGCCCGACCUCCACCAGCGCUUCCUCCGAAAAUGUUGUUUCUCUUGCCAUCUUUCUAUUAGCUUGCAUUCAUUUCAAUAUUAUAUUUUUCAUUUAUAUUUGUAGAGAGAGAGAAACGGAGAGAGGAUCGAUAUUGUUAUCGGAGGGGGAUUACUGUUACCGGAUGAGUGCAAUAUUACUACACCUUUCAUUUAUAUUUUCAUGGUUAUGAUGUAAUGAUUCUCUCUUGUUGAAGUAUAUUUAUGUCUAAUACAAUGGUGUGUUGGUAUCA